Fusarium odoratissimum NRRL 54006 is the source of this 1191-nucleotide messenger RNA. RefSeq lists its product as uncharacterized. The transcript is spliced from 4 exons. NCBI's taxonomy places the organism in Eukaryota, Fungi, Ascomycota, Sordariomycetes, Hypocreales, Nectriaceae. Bases 1 to 1191 code for a protein of 396 amino acids. The record is from RefSeq and is a predicted model, not a curated record.
AUGGAAAAAGCUUAUUUUGAUGCAAUCACAUCUGAAGGCAAGUACAAAACAAGUAUUGAGGCACUGAAUAACCUGCUUCCCGCAUACAAAGACACACAGUUCGCCUAUGAUUCAGAUACCCCUGAGGCAUCACGCCAAGAAAUAUGCAAUUUCCUUCAAGGACCUGACUCAGAGCAGCCGAAUACAAGCAAACAUUACCUGGUUCACAAGUACGGUACAUCCCUCGGAGAGGCUUGGGCUGCUUUGGCAGCUGUCACGGCCUAUAAGCAGCAUCUGGGUACUGGAGGCAAUGCUGCUUCAAGUGGAAGUGACCAAGGCACUUCUCGACCUAAGAGGGUUCGAAGAAGCACAGUACAUGCGAACUAUGGUCCUUUCGGCGAACAAAUAUUCGGAUCUAGCCCCGCGAACAAGACCUCCUCCCCCGACAACCCUCCCAGCAGUCUCGAGCAACGUGCUGCUAAUCUGACGCGUCCUGAAUCACAUAGCCUUCUUCACACAGCCCUUCUUGUCGAAACCCUAGUCGACUUCCGAGACAAACGACAGCGUAUGAGCCUUGAGACUACCGGCCUGAAUGGCCAGAUCAUUGCCAUUGACGAUGGCGGAUUGACUCUCAAGCCAGAUGAGGACAACGGUGCUUUUCCCGACCCAGAUGUUACGGUGGCUCUUGUCGAGGCGAAGAGGUGCCUCAAGGUUGAUGGUGGUAGCCCUAUGAUAUCAGACGAGUGCCUCGCCCAGAUGGUCUACGCGGCAGUUAUGGCCAGAGACAGAGAUCGUACGGUACAACCUGUCAACGCAAGCAUCACUAUAACCAACACCACGCAGCAUUACAUCUGCUUUUUCCAGUUCGAUAUGAAGGAUGACUAUUUGGAUGACCUGAAGGAGGGGGAUGUACCGACACAGCAACUGACGGCCACGGUGACCGAGUGGUUCGACCUAAGCCAGAAAAAAAGGAGAACUGCCGUGCUCAAGAACGUCUAUAGCUUGAUAGAUCUGGCCAAGGAGAAGCCAGUAUUCGACUUUGGUGAAGACCGAGUGCGGCCGAGGAUAUUCAUUGUUUGCGUUAUCUCUGGAAUCACGGCGGGAGCAGUGCAUACAGUACAGCCCAUUGGAUACCUGUUCAGCUUCACUCUGGAUAUGGUAUUCUCUAGACCGUUCUCAAGGCAUACUAAGCAUCAGAAGACAAAGACCUGA